CCGACAACGCAUUCCAGCCAUGGCAAUUCCGAGGACAUCCAUUGACCCUUUCCUCAACACCGGGCAAGUUUUCGCAGCCGAGCCAUCCUUUUGCGCGCAGUUAGCAGCUAAACGAUCAUGAAUGGUCUUUGAGGAUGGCGGGCUGGAGCACAUAUUGUGGUAUUCGGAUGAGGAUGGAGCAUCCGACAAGGAUGUGGACGAUUCGAGCGGGGAGUUUGACGAUGUCGAACCCGUGACAGGUGCUCCUCUCCCUCGGCUUCCUGACGAAGUCGGUGUUGUUCGCGCUGCACAGGAGUUUGCGAACAUCACAGAACUAAGGAAGGUCGUGGCGGAUGAUGCGGUGAAGAAGAAGUACGAGUUUCGGAUUGUGAAGUCCAAUGCGACAAGGUACACAGUGAAAUGCAAGGUGGAAGGUUGUGGUUGGCGACUGCACGCGUCAGCGGUGCACGGUGGACCGACGUUCAAGAUCAAAUCAAUGACCGCACACUGUUGUGCACGUGUGAGCAAAUUCUCGAACAAUGUCGUCACGGCUGCUUGGGUGUCACAGUGGAUAGAACCGAGACUGCGUAAUAAGCCAGACUACUCACCCGUCGAUAUUGUCAAAGAUAUAUACCGACAACACGGAGUGAGUAUCAAGUACCGACUUGCAUGGUCCGCGAAGGAAGUAGCGAAGGCGAAAAUUGCAGGGCUAAAUGAUGAUGGGUUCCACAAUCUGUGGAUGUAUUGCGACGAGGUUCAGAACUCUAACCCGGGGAGCCGUGCUUUCGUGCAAACAAAGGAAGGAUAUCAUCGGUUCAAGCGCAUGUUCUAUGCAUUGGAGAAGUAUCGGGCAACAUAUGCGGGGUUGAUUCAUCCACUGCGGCCGAGGGAGUUGUGGGCAUCCGACAAGGUUGCCGGAGACGCCGAUGGAAAAGACGGCGGUGAGGGGUCGGGAGUGGAGGGAGAUGACCUAGACGUGGUUGAAAGCAGCGUUUUGCCACCUGUUGCACGGGCUGGGCGAGGACGUCGAACAAAGGUUGAGCGGACGGGAUGCCAACCAAGAGUUUCAAGUGCAGUCUGUGUGGAGGGGACUGUGACUGGACUGGACUGGGACUAUGGCCUAUGAGACUGCGAAUGGACUGGACCGAGACUCAUCUAGGGCUGUGAAAGGUCACAGCCCCAGUACAGUCACAGUCCCAACUAAUCACACAGACAUGACCCUGUCUCAGCCUUAAAAUUGACUGUUCGUUUAGGAACCGACUGUAAAUUUUGCAAAAAUAUUUUUUAUUUGAGUCUGAAUGCGACGUAUGCCUCAGGGAACUGGAUUUUGGAAUGCUGCUUCGUGACUUUAAGUCGUUUUGCAAAAUUCACAGUGAGGUCCUAAAUGAAUAGUCAAUUUCAAG
Molecule: messenger RNA, 1382 nt
Organism: Chara braunii
Lineage: Eukaryota; Viridiplantae; Streptophyta; Charophyceae; Charales; Characeae
Source: the annotation of a GenBank genome assembly